Messenger RNA from Meriones unguiculatus (Mongolian gerbil), 3698 nucleotides. It is a transcript of the gene Gsap, whose product is annotated as gamma-secretase activating protein. The record is from RefSeq and is a predicted model, not a curated record. Gene Ontology annotation, cellular component: trans-Golgi network. Lineage: Eukaryota; Metazoa; Chordata; Mammalia; Rodentia; Muridae. The coding region runs from base 105 to 2675 and encodes 856 amino acids. The transcript is spliced from 31 exons. Gene Ontology annotation, biological process: positive regulation of amyloid-beta formation.
AACCGAAAGCGGCAGCGGGGAGGCGGGGAGGAAGGAGAGGCGGCCGCGGGGCUGGGAGGUGUGAGCCAGGCCCGGAAUGUCCACCCCGCCGCUGCUCGCGGGCCAUGGCUCUGCAGCUGCUGGCCCGCUUCGACUUGCGGGAGGACGUGCUCCCGAGCCUGCCGGCCCAGCCGGAGACAGCGGCCGGAGGAGGCGGCGCAGAUGUUUUAGAAACAACUUCUGAGAGCUUACGUGUACUAAACAUCGAAAGAAAUGGGAACAUUAUUUAUACCUAUAAGGAUAAUAAGGGAAAUGCUGUCUUUGGAUUAUAUGACUGCCAAGCCAGGCAGAAUGAGCAUCUGUACACCUUUGAGAAGGACAUGCAGGCCGUCAGCUGCUCUGUCAACAGUGCGAGAACUGUCCUUGCUGCAAGUUUCAUUCAGUACACUAAGGAAGGAGUAAGGAAUGAGCUUCACCCAGGAUCAAAGUGCCUGACUUUGCUGGUUGAAAUCCACCCUGUCAACAAUGUGAAGGUUCUGAAAGCGGUGGAUAGCUGCAUUUGGGUACAGUUCCUCUACCCACACGCUGAGAGUCAUCAUCUUCAGAACCACCUGCUACUGAUUUCAGAAGAGAAGUAUAUUGAGCGUUUUCAUAUCCAGAUGACCAGAGAAGAUGGAAACAGAGUGAUUAGAAAUUCUAGCCAUCUCCCAAGAGACAGAAUAGUUGAAGAUUUUGUUUGGGCUCAGUGGGAUAUGUCGGAGCAGAGAUUAUACUACAUUGAACUAAAGAAAUCAGAGAGCGUCUUGAAGUGCAUCCAGUUUUGGGCAGAUGAAAGCUUUAACUUAAUGUUUGAAAUGCCCUUGGACAUAUCAUUAAGUGGCUUAGGAUUUAAGCUGGUCAACUUUGGAUAUGAUUAUCGUCAAGACCAAGAGAAGUUUCCCAGUCAGCCUUCUCUGUGCAUUUUCACCAACCAUACAGGGAGUCUGUGUGUGUGUUACAGCCCAAAGAUUGAGUCUGGAAAAGAAAUCACUUAUUCAGUGUUUUACCUUCAUAAAGGAUACAGAAAGACCUUCACUGCUGCUGCUGGGAGUGCUGACUCACACGUGACAGAGGGCAUUACUUUUCUCAAUCUUGGCUACUUUGUGGCAGUUUACUUACCUGGUCAUUUCCUUCAUUUACUUAACACUCAUCACCCAGACUUGAUCUGCCACAGUCUGUUUCUGACAGGAAGCAACAAAAUGGCGGCUGUGCUACCUCUGAGUCCUUUACAGUCCCUGCCAGGGUCCCUGAUACUGGACUGGCAUUCUGGCAAGGUCUAUAGAGCAACCCUUGACCAGUCAUACUUGAUGUCCUUCCUGUGGAAUGCCCGCCUAGACUGUGAGAAGAUGGCUGUAUUGCACUGUGUGCUCUCCUGUGGUCGAGACCCAGGUUUCCCGGAAGGCCAGAUUCUUCAGUGGAUUUCUGAGCAAGCCUCUACCUGCCAUUCGUUUGACCUCAUUCAGGAAUUUCUAACUGCUUCUUCCUAUUGGAGCGUGUAUCCAGAGCUGGCUGAUGUGGACAUGCUGUUACCCUACUCCUCCGUGCUGACUUGGGACGCAGAAAUUCCUGGAAUAACGCUUGUGAAAGAAGAGCUUCCGCUGCCUCUCCUGAAGGUCUACAACCUAAAGGGGUACUGGGCAAAGCUGAGCUCCAAGCUGGAGUACAUCAAGUAUACGAAGCCUCACCUACACUACCACAACAGUGUUGUGAGGAGAGAGUGGCACAACUUGCUCUCUGAGGAGAAAACGGGGAAAAGAAGGACCACAAUGUACGUGAGGAACAUUCUUGACAGCGCAGUGAAGGUGAUUUCCAACAUGGAAAAAAGGAUACUGGAGCCAAGGUUACUGCCCCUCUUACAAGAGGAAGACAGGCACCAGAGGCUGCUCAUGGGCCUGAUGGUGUCUGAACUCAGAGACCACCUGCUGAGACACCUACAGGGUGUGGAAAAGAAGAGAAUUGAGCAGCUGGUUCUAGACUACAUUUCAAAACUGCUGGAUCUCGUUUGGUGCAUGCUGGAGACCGCUUGGAGGAAACACAGUGUGCAUCCUUGGCUUUUCCACCUUAACGACCGUGGCAGCGCCGCAGAUUUUGAAGUCUUUCAUCUUAUGACCAGGAUUUUGGAUGCUACUAACAGCCUGUGCUUCCCUCUGCCUCCCGGUUUCCACUCUCUGCACACCAUCCUUGGGGUCCACUGUCUCCCUUUGUACAACCUGCUACACUACAUUGAUAAUGGGGUGCUGCUGCUCACGGAGACCGCAGUCACAAGGCUCAUGAAAGAUCUGGACAAUUCAGAGAAAAAUGAAAAACUGAAAUUCAGCAUCAUUGUGAGGCUCCCUCCGCUUAUUGGCCAGAAGGUCUUUCGGCUUUGGGACCAUCCCAUGAGUUCCAACAUCAUCUCACGGAACCAUGUGGCACACCUGCUGAGCGGCUAUAAGAAGGAGGUGAAUCUGUGUGAAGCCCAGACACCUCGGAACUGUAUGAUUGACAAGUCAUCGUUUCCAGUAGAAUUUCUGCCUCUGAACUACUUCAUCGAAAUUCUGACGGGUCUGGAGUCCUCCAACCAAGCCCUGUCUGAUUUGGAAGGACGGGACAACGUGGACGCAGAAUUUGUAGAGGAGGCGGCUCUGAAACAUACCACAGUGCUUCUGGGCUUAUGAAGUGAAUUGCAGAUGACCUGUUUUCAACGUUUUCAUAUUGCUUUCACCUCCCUUUCCUGGGAAUUCUUCAGCUGUCUUCUAAGAUUGCAAACGGGUCAGGAUAUACCACAGAGCUGUUUGGCUUCGGUUCAGUACUUGUUCAGACGGAGCCAGCUGCUAAUCUGUCAGUUUGAGCAGAAAAGAAUGACAAGCAGUUCAGGGCUGUGUGCUAUGGCGGAAACGGUGCUCUUCUUGGUGGCUCAGCAGGAGGGCCAAUGGGCAGAGUGGCAAGGGCUAGGCAGAUCUCCGGAAGUAUCACAAAACAAGCAGAAAAAGUAAAGUUGUGAAGAGGAUCUACGAAGAACCUGACUUGGGACUGAAGAAGAUCUGCCAUUUUCCAUAUGGAAUAACUGUGAUGAAUCCUAAUUUGUACACACAGGACUUAAAGCAGCCUCUGUGGUGCCUCAGACAGAGCUGUAUUUAAUUUUAUAUUGAUGGUUUGAUUUGGCACUAGCUUCUCAUUAAAGACAGCCUCAAAUGCCGAGACGUUUGGUCUGCCUCUCCUGAUUUUUGACUGUAGCCUUUUUCUUUGUGUAAAGGCAUCAGUCGGAUUUGCAUAAGCCCAUCAGUGUGUUGCUGCAGAGGCCAUGACACCUGUCUCGGUAGGUGCCAUCCUUCCUCAUCCAUCUCCUACAGUGAUGUCACCCUGACCCAUAAGGCUCAGCUUUCCAGAUUCAGUUCUGCUUCUCUCUCUUCUUACUGUUUCUCUCUCGCACGGUGAGAGUUUAAUGAUUCUAAAUGUCACCAAUUCAUAUGCUAAUUCACUGUAUUUUCUUCAGUCUUUGUUGUGUUCCGGAAACUGUCCUAGCCUAUAGAAUUUCCCUUUUUGUUUCAAAUGGUGAGCCCGGCUUGGAACCCUGGCACCAAGUCAGCACGUGGCAGUACUGUAGGUUCACAUUACUUAUUUUACAAAUUGCUCUGUACUGGAGACGGCAGAUUUUAUUUAGUUCAGAUUAAAUAAAAAAAUCUUCCUUGCAAGUAAAA